Podospora pseudocomata is the source of this 1062-nucleotide messenger RNA. RefSeq lists its product as uncharacterized. NCBI's taxonomy places the organism in Eukaryota, Fungi, Ascomycota, Sordariomycetes, Sordariales, Podosporaceae. The transcript has a single exon. The coding region runs from base 1 to 1062 and encodes 353 amino acids. The record is from RefSeq and is a predicted model, not a curated record.
AUGGGUAUGGUUCAAAGUGACAGUCUCCGACGAACUCAGUCGUAUCGCGUGCUGAAAUCUCAGCCAGCCGAAUCAAUCGCACCGAGAUUCCUCGAACGAGGUUUGGCAGCUGAUGCAAACGUUUUUCCAGCUCCCCUAUCGAUAUCGACAACAAGGGUUCCCGAAGAACCAGUGGCAUACUUGAGGGUAGUUGGCCUGGAGUUUUUGAAGGCAUCGGCAACCUUCUACAGCGCCAUAGGACGGCCGUCGAGAACGGGUUUCAAACUGCUGGAGGAUGUACUUGCACCCGGUGAUCGCGGCAAGGCCGAGAGAAUUGACCGACAGACAAAGGAGGAGCAACGGAACAGAGAGAUGGGACUGCCGGCCAUGACGACCGUCGAUGAGCAAGCCCACUUUGCUCAAAGACUCGGGUUCGGCGCAGAUGACAUUGCAAGAUACCAGACAGACUGGAGGGUGGAGCAUCUUACCUUUGAGGGAGAAGAUGGUCAGCAUCGACAAUUUCCAACUCGAUUUGGGCUGGUGAAGGAAGAUUCAGUUUGGUUUGUCGUACUAAUCCUCCAGAUCCAGCCACCUAGACCAUAUCAGUACCCGACACCCUCGCCGAACCCAAGAGACAACACAUAUCCUUAUCAGCCCACGCCCCUGUCGUUUUCCCAGCCCACGCCCAUGUCAGCGACGUUCGAUCCGAGGCAAUCAAGGCUAGGAGAGCCUUCGCCCUACGGAGCGAGGCAGUCGAUGGCCAUUGGAGCCCCGCCACCAUCGAUAAUGACGGGAAGGAGCCCUGGCCUUCCCUCAGGUUACGUCCCAUCUCCAAACAGGCCUAGCUACCCAGAAACGUCAUCCUCCUACCAGGUACCCAGAAGCGAGAUUCAUCCUUCAUCAAGUCGGCCGCCUCAGAUGCAAGGGUACCAGCUUCCACCGUUGAACCUUGGGCCUUCCACGGGUCCUUCCCAACCGCAGCCACAAGAGAGGCAGUCUCGAGGAGAUCGACCACGAGUUGAUAUUGGCGGUCUCCUUGAUCACCCGGGUCACCCCAGGGAUCCACCACCACCACAACAAUGA